AUGUUAGCACACAUUUUGGCCGGGACAACUGAGUCAUUGGGAGCAUUCGCGUGUCACGAGAAAGUUCACACCGCAUCGAUGAGUCGGACGGAGUGGAGGGACCGAAAAGCCCGUCAGAUGCCUUGUCAGCAUGCAAAUGCUCGUCUCGAGGCAUCGCAGAAGCCUGACGGCCGUUGGCAACUCGAUUCAGGAUUUGCCACUCUUGUCGACGUCUAUCGGUGCUUGGUACUCUGA
Messenger RNA from Protopolystoma xenopodis, 234 nucleotides. NCBI's taxonomy places the organism in Eukaryota, Metazoa, Platyhelminthes, Monogenea, Polystomatidea, Polystomatidae. The record is from the annotation of a GenBank genome assembly.